Molecule: messenger RNA, 1325 nt
Organism: Syngnathoides biaculeatus (alligator pipefish)
Lineage: Eukaryota; Metazoa; Chordata; Actinopteri; Syngnathiformes; Syngnathidae
Gene: prelid1a
Product: PRELI domain containing 1a
Exons: 6
Coding region: 61-840 (259 amino acids)
Biological process (GO): phospholipid transport
Cellular component (GO): mitochondrial intermembrane space
Molecular function (GO): phosphatidic acid transfer activity
Source: RefSeq, a predicted model, not a curated record
AGAUGUGUGCGGACGUGACACAUGACAGCUGCGAUAUUGGACAUAUAAUGUCGCUUAUUAAUGAUAACUACGUUCUCCAAUGUGAAAUCAAAGGUUGUCAGCUCUUACUCUCAAACGAAUUUUGCUCUUUUGAAACCAAAAUGCUUUCGCUGUAUGGUGAGAGGGUUAUUCACAAACCGGGUUGUUUCCAUACCAACUGGAGGAACAAUGGUUAAGUAUUUCUGCUGUGCAAGUUUGCUGAAAAGCUCUUGGGACCAAGUUUGCCUUGCUUUCUGGCAACGGUAUCCAAACCCCUACAGUAACCAUGUACUGACUGAGGAUAUCAUUUUCCGAGAGGUGACUCCCAGCAACUGUCUAAUUUCCAGACGUCUAUUGACCAAAACGAGCCGCGCUCCACGCUGGAUGGAGCGCUAUCUUCCGAAGCACAUGGCUAGCUGUGCGUACAUCGUGGAGGACUCCAUUGUGGACCCUGAAAAAAGAACGAUGACCACGCUUACGUGGAACAUCAGCCAUGCUCGUCUCAUGUCUGUGGAAGAGCGGUGCGAGUACCGAAUUAACCCUGAGAAUGGCAGCUGGACUGAGAUCAAUAGGGAAGCUUGGAUCUCUUCCAAUGUUUUUGGACUCUCGAGGGCUGUUCAGGAAUUUGGCCUUUCAAGGUUCAAGAAGAGUGUUACCAAGACUAUGAAGGGUUUUGAAUAUGUGCUGGCCAAAAUGCAAGGAGAAACGCCAUCAAGGAGUUUGGCAGAAGCAGCGACGGAGCGUGCGCGAGAAACAGCACUAGCAGCUAAGGAGAAAGCCAAAGAUUUAGCCUCUCAGGCUCAGAAGAAGCAAUACGUGUGAAGAUUCCUUUGCCUCACAUUUCGGGGACACUUUUAUCUUUAAAACCUUCCCAGUGCAUCAGUUCAUUGCACGGAGACCAGCAUUUCCGAAUGCCUCUGAGAUGCGGUGGGUGGCCCAUAUGAAGGCCUGGAUUGAGCUUCUUCCCAGACCACGUGUACUUGAAUCAGUCAUCCGGGUCAUGCUCCUCUUCACAUCAGCUCACAGGUGCUGUAAUUUCAUCAACUGUUCCUGUUGCCUUCAUGCAACUUCCAUGCCUAUCAUGAUUCUUUAUAGACUGUUUUGCUAUGGUUAAUAUUUCAGAACUCAAUGAUUAUUGCAAAUUCAUCAGGGUCAGAUUUUUACCUCAUUUAAGUUCUUUUUGUUUGACUGAAUUAACUGAACAACACUUUUUCCUCCUGCCAAGAAUGGUUUGCAAUAUGAGUUGAAGUAUUGUUGACAUAAAAUUGACUACUCAGAAAAAUUAAUAAAAGCAAAAAUACAGUCAA